Messenger RNA from Ylistrum balloti, 2450 nucleotides. RefSeq lists its product as uncharacterized. Lineage: Eukaryota; Metazoa; Mollusca; Bivalvia; Pectinida; Pectinidae. Bases 76 to 1812 code for a protein of 578 amino acids. Gene Ontology annotation, molecular function: metal ion binding. The record is from RefSeq and is a predicted model, not a curated record. The transcript is spliced from 14 exons.
AUGGAUGAACAUGUUUAUACCGUUGUAAAUAGUCAGGUGAUGAUAUAAGGUUAAAGGUAGAAUUUCCAUUUAAUCAUGUCAGGAGCACACUCAGUCGGGUCACCAUGGGGUUUUGAAGGGGAAGGCCACAGUGCUUGGACCAAACAGGUAGAGUUAGCUGGUCUAACUGCAGAGUCUGCAGCCAGCUCAGGUGACUCUGAAAACAAAAAGAAUGAAAUAACAAGAAAACACUGGAAGACUUCAGGCUCCCACUGUUCCAACAAAGAAUGUAAAGUAAAGUUGACUUUGAUACAGCGAGCACAUCACUGCCGCAGAUGUGGAGGAAGAUUUUGUGAGAAUUGUCUAAAGUACAGAAGAAGGUUAAAUCACCUUGCCAACCCUGAUCCAGAUGGGAAACAGUACAAGGUGUGUCAGCAAUGUUUUGAAGAAGGCAAAGAUAACCAAGGAGUCACUCAUAGUUUAACAGCCUCAUAUCUGGCAUUACGAUCACAGAGAAAGGAGCUACAGAGAGCGGCAGAAAAAUCUCUCAGAGAUAUGUCAUGGAGACAUAGAUUUGAUUUAGAAGCAGAGUGUAAGAGAUUAAUUGCUGGAUUUAAGUCCGCAGUGGGAAAUUCCGAAUUGAAGAGGUCUCUACAUGAGAUGAGGACAAUCAUAGCUGUUCCGGAGUGGCAGAAGUCUCCAUAUUGGCUGAUGGAAGUCACUGCGGACAUAUGUCAGAUUUGUAAAUCCAAAUUUUCCUUGAUGCGUAAGAAGCACCACUGUCGACUGUGUAGCAAGAGCCUGUGUAAACGAUGUUCCAGUAAGGACCUCCUUGUUUUCGUUCCUGACGAAGACCGCUCAGACCAGACUGACCCUAAACUGGCAAUCAUUAAAAUCAACGGAAGUCCUACAGUUGAACCAGAAGUAUCAUUGACUUUGAGGAUUUGCAAGUUAUGCCAAGAAAAAAUGGUUGAUCGUCAGCUAAAUAACGUAGAAAAAGAAUUUAUGGAACAAGGUCAAGAUGUUUUUGCAGACCUGAUUGUACUCCAUAAUUCAGCACAGAGAAUUAGAGAAUCUGUUUCUCGGCAGUUGUUGGAGUACCAGGUUAUUGUGGACUCGUUAGAAGAUAACACGUCCCACAAAGACAAAGACAAUAAAAGUAAUAUCAAAACUUUGGCAAAGUCUCAGGAGGAUGUUGCUGACUUUCUGUCCCAACUUGUAGUAAAGAUACAGCACCUGAAGAAGUUAAGACCAGAAUCAAAUGCUCAAGCUAUUCUUUUCAAAAAUUGUUUGAAGAGUAAUUGUGAUUUCUACUUCGAAAACCUUCACCAAUUCCGUGAUCAAAUGAAUAAACUGAGUGAAUCAGCGCCACCAAAUGUGUUAGAAAUGAUACAGAGAACAGUUGACAAACAUGCAAUUGUUAGCACACAGCUUUACAUCAGGCAGCUAGUUUAUGAGGCCAUUCAUUUGUCUGAGAAGCAUAAGCUAAACAGUGUCGAGCUUCAAGGCAUACUCAUCCCGGUAGAUCAGACAAUAGAAGAAGAAGCCAAGUGGACUUUACAUUGCGAUGGGGAUGACUGGGACCAACAUACCCAAGUCAUGUUAACUCUGCUAGGAGAUCAAAUCAAGAACCACCGACUAAUCAAACCAUCCAGACGGCUUCAGGAGAAGGAAGGAUCCAAACAUGUUUCUGACGUUUUAAAAUGGCGGUGUUCAGAAGUGCUUCAGCAAGUUCAUGUCCAGAUCAAUAUGAAAGCAGCCAAUAGGAGUUUCCAGAAAUCUAAAAAUGUUCUCAAAGACGCAAGCGAAAGAGUGAAGACUUGUAACGUGUGAAAUAGGCAAUGUUUUCGUUUACGUUUUUAAGUCAAUUUUAUAAAAAGUUCAUUGUUUAGGUAUAUAACGUUUAAACGUUUCUAUAAAGUGAGUUUGAUCAAAAUAUUUACAUCAGUCAUUGUAUGAACAGUUUGAGGAAUUUAUCCUCAGGGACUAUUAGGUAUUAUUUAGAUUAUUGCAACUUCCAGUUUGUCAUAUAGCUUAUAAUGGUCAAAUAUGUAGUUUCAUACAAUGCACCAUGUCUGGAUCUACUCUAUUUAUAUUGCUUUAUAUAAACUUGUUUAUAUAGAUAUAAACUUCUCUUUGGUUCGGAUGUAAGCGUGCGAGGGGUGUAGUUUUGGAAGAAACUGGAGUACCCAAGGAAAACCCACGUGGUCGGGCAGGUGACCCCUUACCUUUUCACGUCUGUUCUGGGAAUCGAACCCCAGAUAGCUUGGCAAAAGGCGAGUGCCAUCUGACCACCUGGUUUAUAUGGGGUGCUAUGCAUUUAAAUAUAAGUGAUAUUAACUUAUUAAGUAUUGGUAUAAACUAGUAUGUAAUUUUUUUCAAUGAAUGCUCAUAGUACAGAUAUUUGUAAAUACACAUCAGUAUUAUUUAGAAAGUGAAAUAUGGUGCAUUGUAAUUGCAUUUUUUUGGGG